Messenger RNA from Lathyrus oleraceus (garden pea), 399 nucleotides. Its product is annotated as DEK domain-containing chromatin-associated protein 3. Gene Ontology annotation, molecular function: histone binding; DNA binding. Gene Ontology annotation, biological process: regulation of double-strand break repair; chromatin organization. The record is from RefSeq and is a predicted model, not a curated record. Lineage: Eukaryota; Viridiplantae; Streptophyta; Magnoliopsida; Fabales; Fabaceae. Bases 1 to 399 code for a protein of 132 amino acids. Gene Ontology annotation, cellular component: nucleus. The transcript has 5 exons.
AUGUUACAUACAAUCCUCUUUUGUAGGAGAGGAAAGGCACCUGAGGUUAAGAAAAACAUAUCAAGGUUCUCUGGUUUUGUAUGGUAUGAAAAUGAGGAAAAGCAAAUGAUUAAAGUAAAAGAAAAAUUUGACAAGUGUAAUAAAGAGAAGUUGUUGGAUGUCUGUGAUGUGCUUGACAUACAAGUUGCAAAGGCAAAUACUAGGAAGGAAGAUAUUAUUGCAAAGCUAAUAAACUUUUUGGUUGCCCCUCAUGUGACAAGGGCUGUAUUGCUUGAAGAACAAGAAAAGUCUAUUAAAGGAAAAAAGCGCAAGCGCAUAACAAAGCAAGGUUCAUCGAGAUCUGGAGCAUCAACGUCAAAACGCUCUGCUAAGGUGAGAUUUCAUGUUUUUAACUGCUGA